AUGCGCGCUUUGAAGUCUACUAACGUCGACCUAAUUAGCACUGAAACCAACGAAACACUGAAGCCUCCAAUUCAGCAUAUCCAGCCUAAUAUUUCGCGUUCUACUUCACGAACACCCUCCGAGUCGCGUGUUCCACCUCCAGUGCAUCCCUCUAUACACUACGGAUCCGAAUCUCCAGUCACUCCCCCAGGAUAUGCGGCCACAACAAAGCCUACAGAAUCGAUCACUUACAUAUUUGAACCAAGACCAGCCGAAAACGCCAUGCUCUUGCGUCCUGCAGAAACAGGUGGACGCGAAGCGCGACCUUCUUACUAUAUCUCUGUCACUUUAAAUUGCUUUACACCCUCAUCUCACAUCACGUCGAUACGCAAGUACGAGCGGCAAGGAGAACUCGUCGGAGACUUCGAGAUAGCUGCAAAGGAAUCAAAAAAUGUCAGCACUGUCUAUUUCCGAGGCUACGAAAAUCCAAUAGAGGAAGUCCUUGUUCCUAGAUUAUUUCGCAACCAAUGGACGUGGAAGCCGACAGAAACACAUUUGGUUCUGUACUGGGACGAUAGUGCAGGUGGAAAUAGUAUCGCAUGUUUUAAAUCCAAGGACAAAACCAACACAAAUCUCUUGGCAAAAUUCAUACCACGAAGCCACAUGCGUAAGCCUGGUAGAGAAAUUGAGUAUACCAAGUUCGAGGUGACCCCUGCAGGACAUGAAGUUUUCGACGACAUAUUGAUAUCGGCGCUGAUAAUCGAACGGUUACGAACAAACGCGUAA
This is a messenger RNA of Lentinula edodes (shiitake mushroom), 765 nucleotides long. RefSeq lists its product as uncharacterized. The transcript is spliced from 5 exons. The coding region runs from base 1 to 765 and encodes 254 amino acids. Lineage: Eukaryota; Fungi; Basidiomycota; Agaricomycetes; Agaricales; Omphalotaceae. The record is from RefSeq and is a predicted model, not a curated record.